AUGGACACGGCUGGUUUCCUGAUGCUGCUGCUGAGUUCCUCUCUUCUCUUCUUUGAGGGGAAUAGUUUGGAUGUUCCGUCUGACAUUGAGUCAGCGCUGAAAGAGAUGAGAGCUGCACUGUCUGCACAGCAGGAGGAGAUCAAACUUCUGCAGGAGGAAAACAAGGCUCAAGAGGCUGCACUGGAGCGUCUGCAGACCGGCUCCUCUGUCACGGAACACAAAGUGGAAGCUCUGACUCACCACAAAACAGUGAGGCAGGUGGCCUUCUCUGCAGCUCUGGUUGAUUCUGGAGCAGGUCGGUGGUUUGGGCCUUUUGAGUCUGACACUACACUGGUCUACAAACAUGUGGUCACAAACACUGGAAAUGCCUACGACCCAGACACAGGUGUGUAA
Messenger RNA from Knipowitschia caucasica, 393 nucleotides. Lineage: Eukaryota; Metazoa; Chordata; Actinopteri; Gobiiformes; Gobiidae. The record is from the annotation of a GenBank genome assembly.